ACAAAUAGAAUUUAAUCUGUACAUAAUUAACAUGAGUGUUGACACAAGAAUCUAUCUUAUCUCAUUUUUAUACUCUUGGUAAGUUGUAUGAAGUAAAUGCCCUACAAAGUAACACAGCCAACGAAUUUCGUUCCAAAAUUAACAAAAUGUCAACACAGUUCUUUUGGCUUGGCGCUGCUUUUGUGGCCGUGCCAUUAAUAGUGUACAACCUAAAUCAAGAAAUUGGAUCAGCUGAUCGCCGUGGACUCAACAGUUUGACUGUUCCCACUGUGACCAACACAACUGGACCAAGAGCAGUACCAACACUGCAGUUCGUAAUUGUUGUAACUCGACAUGGUAGCAGAGGUCCUUUAUUUACAUAUCCUACGAGUCCUUACAAGAGCAACGACAAGGGUAUCUGGCCUUACGGCGAGGCUGAGCUUACUCAGCUUGGCAGACUCCAAAUGCACCGGUUGGGAAAGCGGAUCCGCUCCAUGUACAACGGGUUUUUGGAUCCUAUCUACCGGCCGGAGGACUUUCUUGCACUCAGUACUCCAAAGCCACGGUCCCUGCAAAGUGCGCAAGUGUUUCUGGCGGGACUGUUUUCUCCGUCAGGUUUCCAAGUGUGGAACGAACACUUACUUUGGCAACCUGUACCGAUACUGCUGAACUAUCUGGAUCAUUACGAGAUUGUACCCCCUCCAGUGACAAAAUGCCAAAGGUAUUAUGAGGAAAAAAUGAAACUCCUGUCAACGUUUGAGCGAGAGUUUGAAUCAGACUUGACUGAAUUAUUUAACUAUGCCAUUCCUUACACUGGAUUCGAUAACCUCGACAUGAAGACGACAAAUUCCACUCAUAGAAACUUUGUCCUCUACUCAAUUUGGGAGUCUCUGCACAUUCCUAAAGAAGAGGGACUUCCUCUUCCCGCCUGGUCCAAGAAGGUCUAUCCACAGCCAAUCACCUCUCUGAUUGUUAAAUAUACCCAAGCAGCUGCAGUCGGUUCGGAAACUCAGAUCAGGUAUCUGCAAGGAGAACUGUUCAAAUCGAUGGCAGGAUUGAUGCUGUCUAAGACUACAGGCACUCUGAGGCCGAAUAGACGUAUGUACUAUUACUCUGGGCAUGACUUUACUGUGCUGGGUCUGCAAGCUAUUCUGGGACUGAGGAGAGAGAGCUUGGGACUGGUUAAAACAGGAUCUGCGCUUAUAUACGAACUCCAUCGUGACCCAAUGACUGGAAGGUUUUACAUUCAGGUGUUGUACAUGGACGGAACAUCACCAGACUUGUGGCCUAAAUCCAUAAACAUCCCCGGCUGUGACUCUCCCUGUGACCUUCAUCUGUUGUUGAACAUCACCGAGAAAUACUACAACAUCUCGGACUGGGAGAGAGAAUGUCAGAUUGUAGAAACAAGUUGAAUUAAACUAGAAAUAUUUACAGCGUUACAUCAGCCAAAUUUUGGAUACUCCCUUUUUACCAGAAUUUAUCACACCUUAUUGACUGAAAUUAGGUAAUUUUAUAUGUACCGUAGUAAAUACUGAUAAUUUAUUGCAUCAAUGUUAUAAUGAUACAUAAAUAAAUACGAAGCUGAGCUAUGGAUAA
Messenger RNA from Homalodisca vitripennis (glassy-winged sharpshooter), 1575 nucleotides. Its product is annotated as lysosomal acid phosphatase-like. Gene Ontology annotation, molecular function: phosphatase activity. The record is from RefSeq and is a predicted model, not a curated record. Lineage: Eukaryota; Metazoa; Arthropoda; Insecta; Hemiptera; Cicadellidae. The transcript is spliced from 7 exons. Gene Ontology annotation, biological process: dephosphorylation. The coding region runs from base 147 to 1391 and encodes 414 amino acids.